Molecule: messenger RNA, 1359 nt
Organism: Penicillium olsonii
Lineage: Eukaryota; Fungi; Ascomycota; Eurotiomycetes; Eurotiales; Aspergillaceae
Source: the annotation of a GenBank genome assembly
AUGCCUCACUGGCCAUGCCAAUGGGAGAAUUGUAGGAACCCAGCCGCGCAGAUAGCAGGAGAUUGCUUGCUAUGUGAUAGACACCUCUGUCGCACGCACCGCCGAGAGCCGUGGCACGAGUGCCCCGGAUCAGAGAACUGGGAAUCCUACUCUGUUCAAUAUGCAGCUACAGAAGCCCGUCAUAUAGGCGAGCUACGCCUCCGAAUAGAUGGUUCCAAGUUAUGCUCCCGUGCAUCAAUGCUCAGGAAAGGCAUCCCGUGUACUGUUGACUUGUCUCUCAAGAGCUUGUCUGCCAUGAUGGGAAAUCAGAACUGCCACGCUGAGAUCACCUUCGACGAUAAUGUCAAGUGGCUUGCACGGUUUCGCCUGGCAAGAACCUCAUCACCGCCGCGGGAAGUCCGUGAUUGGAUACUUCGAAGUGAAGCUGCUACCAUGACCUACAUGCAGCGGUACACUUGCGUUCCCACGCCCAAAAUCUUCGAUUGGGCAUGCGAGUCUGAUCCAGAAAACACACUUGGAGUUGACUAUAUUCUGAUGGAACAGCUGGAUGGAAAGCCUCUGAAUUGGCAGAUGGCGACACCUCAGCAAAAAGAGAAGAUCAUGCAGCAGUUAGUUGACGUAUCCAUCGAGCUUGAGAGGCAUCCUUUCGAAGCAAUGGGGUCACUUGUCUCAACGGGAGAUGUGAUGAAAAUUCAGGGUCUCGCAUAUCAAUCGACAUUCCAGCUGGGAAAGGGGCCACUCGGCCCAUUCUCUUCCUCGCUCGAGGGCUCGAGGGCUAUCCUUGAGUUAUACCUCACCAUGAUAGCCAGCGGCGAAAUCGACCCCUGUCACCCGGUGGAUACCUACCUCGUCCAUCGAUUCCGACAAGAUAUUGCCGACGCUCUGUUUGAUGAUGUCCCACCAAGUGAACAAUUCUUUCUCAAGCACCCGGAUGAUAAGGGUGACCAUAUUCUGGUGAAUGACUGUUUCGAGAUUGUGGGUCUCAUAGACUGGGAAUGGACGCAAACUGUCUCCAGGGCAGAGGCAUUUUGUUCUCCAUGUAUGAUGUGGCCGGUGGCUAAGUUCCAUGACGGCUUCAAUGAGCUGUCUGCUGAUGAAAACCGACUGGCUGCCAUCUUUCGCGAAAGGGGCCGUGAAGAUCUUGCCGCCUGUGUCGUCGAGGGCAGAAAGGUCCAGAGAUUCUUCUUCGCUCUUGGGCCUGAGAGCUCAUUUCUAGACAUGCAAACACUUGCAAGUCUCUUCGCAGGGCUCCGGCGAGCGUUCAACUUGGAAGACGAGGAGUGGGAGGCAUGGAAGAGCAAGGCUCUAGAGAAAUGGAAAGGUGAUGGCUUACUUCUUGGUUUAUUAGAGCUUGAAUGA